UAGACGUAAAAAGUCAGCCAACUGUAUUAGUGAAACGCAUUAUUGAAUCGAAGUAAAAAGGUCAAUAAAAAAUAAAAAACUUUAUACAACGCAUUAAAGAAAAUAAUAAGACUUUAAUUAUUCAACCAGUAUUAAAAAUACUUUUAAUUUUGUGAUCAUAGACUAGUUUUAUGAUUUUUGACCUUAAUAAAUAAGUAGUUGAAUAUGUGUGACGAUAAACUUUUUGCGUCCUUUACAUGUCAACGAUGUUCCCAGCCGUUGAAGCUCGAGGACUCUCUAAAUUCAUUCAGUGAACAUAUUUCGGCAGAGCUUAACCUACCUAUACAUUCUCAACCAGACGUAGAAUUGGAGUCUCAAGCAACAAGUUUUGAUCACUAUGUACCACCUUGCAGGCUAUCAGAUUCUGGAAAUGGAGCUAAUGGUUUUAUGUUAAUCUCAGAUGAAAAUGAGGUGGAUUUACUAAGUCAUCAAUUUAAGAUCAAAGCUGCAUUAUUUGAUCAUCUUUCUGGCAGUUCCAAUAUAGAUCAUCCACUAUGUGAGGAAUGUGCGGACUAUUUAAUUGAAUUAUUGGAACAACAACUUGAAAUAACUCAAAAUGAUUAUGAUGAUUACAAUAAGCAUUAUGCAAGGUUACAAAAUGAAAAUGAUGAGCCAAAACUUCAGGAUUUAGAAAAAGCAUUGCAAGAUGUCAACGAAGAAACUCGACGUUUACUUGAAGAAUUAGAAGCCUUGCAAAAUGAGGAAAAUGAAACAAUUAAAGCUAUUGCUGAGCAACAGGAUGUUUCAAUGAGAAUCGCGCAGGAAGAAGACCGGUAUUGGAAAGAAUAUGUUAGGCAUAAGAGAGAUUGGCUUGUUGCAGAGGAUGAGGGAAAAAGUUUAGACUACCAAUUAAGUCACGUUAACAAUCAAUUGGACAAGUUGAAGAGAACAAAUGUAUUUAAUGCUACAUUUCACAUUUGGCACAAAGGACAUUUUGGAACGAUAAAUAAUUUUUGUCUGGGAAGACUGCCUUCAGCGCCUGUUGAUUGGUCAGAAAUCAAUGCAGCCUGGGGACAAACUGCUUUGUUGUUAUCUGCAUUAGCUCGAAAAAUUGAUUUAACCUUUGAGAGAUAUAGGCUAGUUCCAUAUGGAAACCAUUCUUAUAUUGAGGAUAUCCAGGAACAAAAGGAGCUUCCCCUCUAUGGCGCUGGAGGUUUCCGUUUUUUGUGGGACACAAAGUUUGAUAAUGGCAUGGUUGCCUUUUUGGAUUGUCUUCAACAAUUCCAAGCAAAAGUAGAGGAACUGGAAAAAAAUGAUAAGGUCUUUUGUUUUCCUUAUCGCACCAAUAAAGGAAAAAUCGAGGAUUCAGAUCAUGUCAGCUAUUCCAUCAAAAUUCAGCUGAACUCUGAAGAACAAUGGACCAAAGCAUUGAAAUAUAUGCUCACCAACCUAAAGUGGGGCCUCGCCUGGGUGGCAUCUCAGUUUAGUAGUGAUGGGGAAGAAAUUUCUUUAAACUUGUAGAAGGAAAUACUUUGGAAUUGUUUGUUGGCAAAAUGUGAAAUAAAAAUGCAUUGUUAAAAA
This is a messenger RNA of Cylas formicarius (sweet potato weevil), 1560 nucleotides long. RefSeq names its product beclin-1-like protein. The record is from RefSeq and is a predicted model, not a curated record. The transcript has 7 exons. NCBI's taxonomy places the organism in Eukaryota, Metazoa, Arthropoda, Insecta, Coleoptera, Brentidae. The coding region runs from base 205 to 1500 and encodes 431 amino acids. Gene Ontology annotation, biological process: autophagosome assembly; cellular response to nitrogen starvation; autophagy. Gene Ontology annotation, cellular component: phosphatidylinositol 3-kinase complex, class III, type II; phosphatidylinositol 3-kinase complex, class III, type I; phagophore assembly site.